Messenger RNA from Micropterus dolomieu (smallmouth bass), 1528 nucleotides. Its product is annotated as low choriolytic enzyme-like. The transcript is spliced from 10 exons. Gene Ontology annotation, biological process: proteolysis. The record is from RefSeq and is a predicted model, not a curated record. Lineage: Eukaryota; Metazoa; Chordata; Actinopteri; Centrarchiformes; Centrarchidae. Gene Ontology annotation, molecular function: metalloendopeptidase activity; zinc ion binding. Bases 677 to 1429 code for a protein of 250 amino acids.
AACGCAUACCCUCUAUUACCUUUAGUCAAAUAGCUUAACUAAACACUGAUUAAAAAACAACAAUCUGGAAGUGACGGGAAAAGACAAAUGAUUAAAUCAGUAUUUUGGAAGGAAACGCAUCAAUAGCAAACAAUACCCAUGGCACGCACUGGUGGUGGUCUGUGCUGCACAGUGGUGCAGCCAAGUGUGGCUGAGCAUGACAAUCAAGCGAUCAGAAGAAGCAACAGGGGGUCCAAAUUAUGAGAGCACAGACUCUACAGAGAGCCAAUUUCCACAAAUCCUUCCAGUGACCUCUGCACUAUACUUCUAUGAGAAUUUGACUUCAUUGCCCCCCCAAGGCUGCCAGAUGCCAACAGUCCCAGUCUUCCUGCAGAGCCCAUAGUAACACCUUGAAAUGCCAAACCCACGGGGCACAGCGAAAAAGCACAUAUUAUACGGUGUGCGGAAAGCCUCUGUUUUUCCUCCGAGGUGGGUGGGCGGAUGUGCACGGGGCUGACAGAGAGGCCCACUGUGAGGAAGCUGUUGCCUGGUUGGACACAAUCCAGAGACUCCAUCAGUGACACAGCCCGACAGCCUGCAUAUAAACUCAGCACAACUGCUGCUUCAGCAUCAGUCCUCGGUGAGACGAGUGAAGUCUCCGAAUCGACAUCUUGAGCAUCAACACCUUCAGACAAAAAUGGACCUCCGAACAACAGUUUCUCUUCUGCUGCUGCUUCUGGGCCUCUGUAAGGCUCACAGUGAGGACAUCUCCACGACUAUUCUGAGGAUGAACAGUGAAUAUAGUGAUUUUCUGCUGGAAGGAGAUGUGAUGAUUCCAAAAACCAGGAAUGCUAUGAAGUGUCUUAAAGGCGCAAACUCCUGUCUGUGGCCAAAGUCUGCUAAUGGGAAAGUGGAAAUUCCCUUCAUUAUAAGCGAUGCAUAUGAAAACACUCAGAGGAAUACGAUUGUACAGGCCAUGAAGGGCAUUGAAUCCAAAACCUGCCUCCGCUUCAUUCCACAAUCAACUCAGACGUCGUACUUAAGCAUUGAAUCUAUGAAUGGCUGUGCCUCUUUAAUGGGUCGUACUGGAGGCAAGCAGUUGGUGUCAAUGCAGAGGAGUGGCUGCUUACAGAACGGAAUCAUCCAGCAUGAACUGCUGCACGCGCUCGGCUUCUACCACGAACACACUCGGAGCGACCGUGACCAGCAUGUCACAAUCAACUGGCAAAACAUCCUCAAUGGUUUAGCCUAUAACUUCCAAAAAAUGGACACGAAUAAUCUCAACACUAUGUAUGACUACUCUUCUAUAAUGCAUUAUGGAAGAACUGCCUUUGGAAACAAUGGAUUGGAAACCAUCACUCCCAUCCCUGAUGCCUCCGUUUCCAUCGGCCAGAGAGUGGGAUUGUCCACCAUCGACAUUCUCAAGAUCAACAAACUGUACAACUGCUAGAAUUGCACGAGAUUAAGGAUUACUGUAGUAUGUUUUGAUUCUGACAUGAUACUUGACAUUCAUGUGACAAUAUGCUAAUAAAGAUGAUGAUAUAUUUCA